Molecule: messenger RNA, 3285 nt
Organism: Piliocolobus tephrosceles (Ugandan red Colobus)
Lineage: Eukaryota; Metazoa; Chordata; Mammalia; Primates; Cercopithecidae
Gene: ZNF234
Product: zinc finger protein 234
Exons: 6
Coding region: 295-2397 (700 amino acids)
Biological process (GO): negative regulation of transcription by RNA polymerase II; regulation of immune system process; regulation of cytokine production
Cellular component (GO): nucleoplasm
Molecular function (GO): DNA-binding transcription repressor activity, RNA polymerase II-specific; RNA polymerase II cis-regulatory region sequence-specific DNA binding
Source: RefSeq, a predicted model, not a curated record
CUUCCGCUCCGGGGAAGGGGGAGCGGUUGGCGCGGCGCGUUCCAGCAUAGUUUGUUCCAGUUCCGCGACUUGCGGGCCAUUCCUACUGUCAGGGACUUAAGCUUGGGGCUCGCUGGGACCUGGUGGUCCGGUUAUAGGAAAAGAAGCCUCGUCGGAGAGCAAAGCCUGAAAAAGGACUGCGCGGACUGACUUCUUGGCUACAGAAAGCAAAGCUCCACUGUUCCAGGCACAAUUCUGCCUUCUCUCAAAUGGCAUAACUCAGGACUCUGCAAAUUUCCAGAAACAGGAGGAAAAAUGACCACAUUCAAGGAGGGACUGACCUUCAAGGAUGUGGCAGUGGUCUUCACUGAGGAGGAGCUGGGGCUGCUGGACCCUGUCCAGAGGAAUCUGUACCGAGAUGUGAUGCUGGAGAACUUCAGGAACCUGCUGUCAGUGGGGCAUCACCCCUUCAAACAUGAUGUAUUCCCUUUAGAAAAGGAAAAAAAGCUUGAUAUAAUGAAGACAGCAACUCAAAGAAAAGGGAAAUCAGCAGACAAGAUCCAAAGUGAGAUGGAGACUGUUCCAGAAGCAGGACAACAUGAAGAGCUUUCCUGGGGACAAAUCUGGAAACAGAUUGCACGUGAUUUAAUCAAGUAUGAAGACUCUAUGAUAAAUAUUUCUCGGUUCUCCAAACAAGGUGAUUUGUCCUGCCAGGUUAGGGCAGGACUAUAUACAACUCACACGGGACAGAAACUUUACCAAUGUGAUAAGUACAAAAAAUCCUUCACUGAUGUCUGCAACUUUGAUCUUCAUCAACAGUUACACUCAGGAGAGAAAUCUCAUACAUGUGAUGAGUGUGGAAAAAGCUUCUGUUACAUCUCAGCCCUUCAUAUUCAUCAGAGAGUCCACAUGGGAGAGAAACGCUAUAAGUGUGAUGUGUGUGGUAAGGAAUUCAGUCAGAGCUCACAUCUGCAAACUCAUCAGAGAGUCCACACUGUAGAGAAACCAUUCAAAUGUGUGGAAUGUGGGAAAGGCUUCAGUCGUAGAUCAACACUUACUGUGCAUUGCAAAUUACACUCAGGAGAGAAACCUUACAAUUGUGAGGAAUGUGGGAGGGCCUUCAUACAUGCUUCCCAUCUUCAGGAACAUCAGAGAAUCCAUACUGGGGAGAAACCAUUCAAAUGUGAUACAUGUGGUAAGAACUUCCGUCGUAGAUCAGCACUUAAUAAUCAUUGCAUGGUCCACACAGGAGAGAAACCAUACAAAUGUGAGGACUGUGGUAAGUGUUUCACUUGUAGCUCAAACCUUCGUAUCCAUCAAAGGGUCCACACAGGAGAAAAGCCUUACAAGUGUGAAGAAUGUGGUAAGUGCUUUAUUCAGCCAUCACAAUUUCAGGCCCACCAGAGAAUCCACACUGGAGAGAAACCAUAUGUAUGUAAAGUGUGUGGUAAGGGUUUCAUUUACAGUUCAAGUUUUCAGGCCCAUCAGGGAGUCCACACUGGAGAGAAGCCAUACAAAUGCAAUGAAUGUGGGAAGAGCUUCAGAAUGAAAAUUCAUUAUCAAGUGCAUCUGGUAGUCCACACAGGGGAGAAACCCUAUAAAUGUGAAGUAUGUGGGAAAGCCUUCCGUCAGAGUUCAUAUCUUAAAAUCCAUCUGAAAGCACAUAGUGUACAGAAACCUUAUAAGUGUGAGGAGUGUGGGCAGGGCUUCAAUCAGAGCUCACGACUUCAGAUUCAUCAGCUGAUCCAUACCGGCGAGAAACCAUACAAAUGUGAAGAGUGUGGAAAGGGAUUUAGUCGUAGAGCAGAUCUUAAAAUUCAUUGUAGGAUCCACACAGGAGAGAAACCAUAUAAUUGUGAGGAGUGUGGGAAGGUCUUCAGUCAGGCCUCGCAUCUUCUAACCCAUCAGAGAGUUCACAGUGGGGAAAAACCAUUUAAAUGUGAAGAGUGUGGGAAGAGCUUCAGUCGGAGUGCACACCUUCAAGCCCAUCAAAAAGUCCACACUGGAGAAAAGCCAUACAAAUGUGGGGAGUGUGGAAAGGGCUUCAAGUGGAGCUUGAACCUUGACAUGCAUCAGAGGGUACACACAGGAGAAAAACCCUAUACAUGUGGGGAGUGUGGUAAGCACUUCAGUCAGGCAUCAAGUCUUCAACUUCAUCAGAGUGUCCACACAGGAGAGAAGCCAUACAAAUGUGAUGUGUGUGGUAAAGUCUUCAGUCGGUCUUCACAACUACAGUAUCAUAGGCGAGUUCACACUGGGGAGAAACCUUACAAAUGUGAGAUAUGUGGUAAGAGGUUCAGCUGGCGAUCAAAUCUUGUAAGUCAUCACAAAAUUCAUGCUGCUGGUACAUUGUAUGAAAAUGAUGAGAAUAAUAAGAACAUCAGAGAGUUGUCAGAGGAAGGAAGCUCUACAAGGUGAUUAAAAACAAACAAAAAAAACUCAUGUACAACCUGAAUGUCUGUAAUCAGAUUUCAUAGGAGAGAAAAAAUUUUCUUUAUCAACCUCCUUGAAUUUAUUUGAUUUGUAAUGCUUCACAUUUCCACCUAGAUUUUUUUUUUUUUUUUGAAACAGGGUCUUGCUCUGUUGCCCAUGCAGGAUGCAGUGAUGCGAUCUCAGCUCACUGCAACCUCCACCUCCUGGGUUCAAGCAAUUCUCCUGCCUAAGCCUUCCUGGGUGGUUGGGAUUACAGGCGCGCACCACCACGCCUGGCAACUUUUUGUAUUUUUAGUAGAGAUGGGGUUUCACCAUACUGGCCAGGCUGGUCUCGAAUUCCUGACCUCAUGUGAUCCACCCACCUCGGCCUCCCAAAGUGCUGGGAUUACAGGCGUAAGCCACUGCCCCUGGCCUCCAUCUAGACUUUGAAACGAUUGCCUUCUAAUUACAAUAGCAUUCUCUUAUUUAAAAUAUUUGUUUUAUUUAAGUCAGUGUUUAAGCAAUAGCUCAACAUAUCCCAGUGGUCCAGUGACCACACAGCUGAGAACCCUUGUUAAGUGGUACAGUAAAGAAUUCUGUCAAAACUUUGACAUUUAUGACAUGUCACCUAGGAAAUAGGACUUAGAAAAUGAGUUUGACCUGGGCUUUAAAAAAGUAUACUGAUGAAGGUGCCAGAAUUGAUGUCCAUUAGACUGUAAGCUUCAUGGGGUCAGGAAGUUUGCUGCUGAAUCUAUACAACGUUAACAGUGACUAGUGCUCGUAGGUGUGCUCAAUACUUGUGUGUUAACUGAAUCAAAAGGAGUAAAUGUGCAAUAUUUGAACAUUGCAUCCAAAGGAAGAAACCUGCGAAAUAAAAUUAUCUGGGGAAAUGAA